This is a messenger RNA of Meira miltonrushii, 2154 nucleotides long. RefSeq lists its product as uncharacterized. Bases 1 to 1800 code for a protein of 599 amino acids. The transcript is spliced from 3 exons. Gene Ontology annotation, biological process: prenylcysteine catabolic process; prenylated protein catabolic process. Lineage: Eukaryota; Fungi; Basidiomycota; Exobasidiomycetes; Exobasidiales; Brachybasidiaceae. The record is from RefSeq and is a predicted model, not a curated record. Gene Ontology annotation, molecular function: prenylcysteine oxidase activity.
AUGCGAUCUUUAGCCUUGAUCGCUCUAUUGAGCUGUACGCUGAAUGGCUUGGCCUCCCUAGCGCAACUUGCACCCAAUCAAAUCGUAUUCCAAUCUGGACCACAAGUCAAUUACUCGGAACCUUUGGGUAACGCAAAAGCAGCAUAUACUCGUGCACAAAAGGUAGCAAUCAUUGGUGCAGGAGCAGGUGGAUCAAGUGCAGCAUACUUUUUAUCAAAAGCACAAACCAAGCUCGAAAAUUUGGGAUUCGGUGCGCAAGGUAUUGAUAUUACCCUAUUUGAACGAGAUGAACGAAUAGGUGGUCGAACGACUGUCGUACAUGCAUAUGAUGACGAAAACCUCCCGGCGAUCGAAUUAGGUGCAAGUAUUUUUGCAGACGUGAACAAAAAUUUGCAAAGGGCCAGUAAACAAUUCAACCUGGAAACAGGAGCAAAGCUUGGUGAAGAUGGUGUAACGGGUGUUUGGGAUGGACAGCAAUUCUUGAUCGAAGGAUUGGAUGACGGCUGGUGGAAUUCUGCCAAGAUGUUUUGGAGAUACGGCUAUUCUCCUUUGACGACCCAAAAGCUUGUCGGUAAAACGGUAGAUGCAUUCUUGCGUCUUUAUGAUCCUGCAUACAUGCACAAAUCCAAAGAUGAGAAAAAAGCGACUGAUACAAACAACUCAUCCUCCAACACAGAAAGCGGAUACCCUUGGCGUACCAUUGAAGAUUUAGCUAAAGCGAUGAGUUUUGAUCAAAUGGUCGCUCGUUCAGCUGGGGAUUACUUUUAUUUGCAAAGUGUGUCGAAACUUUUCAUUGAGGAAAUCAUUGAAGCUGCUACAUUGGUGAAUUACGGACAAGAGGUUUAUUCUAUACACGGACUUGGCGGAUCGGUCUCUUUGGCAGCAAGUGGCGCAACAGGAGUUGUUGGCGGAAAUUACAAGAUCUUCGAGAGUAUGCUUGGGCAUUGUGAAGCAUUACAUUUGCGACUGGGCAUUCACGGAGAAGUUACCGGACUUGCUAAAUUCAAAACGCUGACUGAAGCUGGUUCAACGACAAAGUGGUGGCUCGGAACCAAGUCGGGCUAUGGUGGAUUGUUUGAUGCAGUCUUUAUUGCUGCACCUUGGCAUUCGGCUGAUAUCACUCUGUUGAAUACAAACGCAGUCAUCCCGACACCCAGAUACGUCCAUCUGCAUGUCACACUCGUCAUUACCAAGGCAGACCAACCAAAUCCGGCUUACUUUGGACGAGGAGAAAAAGACGUUAUCCCCAACAGUAUCUUGACGAGUCAUGCCUCCGUGAGAAAGGCAGAAGAAGAAGAAGAAAAGAAGAAAAAGAGAAAAGAAGAUGGAGAUGACAAGAAUCGUGGACCAAAGCUUGAUUUCAAUUCGCUAACUUAUCUUGAAAAGAUUCCAUCACGAACAGAAGAAGGAAAAGAAGAUCACAUUGUCAAACUAUUCUCUCAAGAACGUCUUAGCGAUGAUAAAUUGAACGAAAUCUUUGGUCAAGACAGUAUCCUUUGGACAUAUAGAAAAGAAUGGGACGCUUAUCCGUAUUUAACUCCAACGACGACAUUCCCAAAAAUCAAAGCAGACGAUAAUCUUUACUUCUUAAACGCAAUGGAGACAUUUAUCAGUACGAUGGAGACAGCCACUCUUUCAGCCCGUAACGCUGUUGCUCUUUACCUAGAACAACUGUAUGGCUCUGACUUUGUACAUGGCGGAAAGAACUGUCCAUGGCAAAAAGAAAAUGCUACCAAAGACGACAAGGAGCCACAAGAAGGCGAAAGCGAUUGGGCCGCGUGGGGAUGUCAGAGUGCUUAAUCAUUGCUCUUAAGUUUAUCCUUUCUCUUUUUGAUGAUGGAUUUCUUCUUGUAUGCUUCUUCAACUGUAUUUUAAUCGAAUUUUAAUCAUGACCUUACCUGACAAAACACUCUCAGCCCAGAUUUGAUCGAAUAACUAGAUGAAUUGGAAUAAUCCAACAAAACUUUACAGUGCUUUCAUUUCAUAAUGUACCGGCCAUCUAAAGAGCAGAACAUCGCUGAUGAUUAUUGUUUCAAUGCCUUGUGCCUUAGAAAAACGUAAGCGAGAGCGACAGUAGGGGCUUGCAUGAUUUGACCACACAAAAGGAUCAAUUCGAAGUGUGAUCGAGCGUUCAGAAGGAUGAGCGAGAAACCU